AAGAUUGUUCCCAGAGUCAGUGAUAAGAAACAUAAGCUUUCAGAUAUUACAAGGCCUGUCAUUUAUUCACAAACAUGGCUUCUUCCAUCGAGACAUGAAGCCGGAGAAUCUGCUGUGCAUGGGUCCAGAACUGGUCAAAAUAGCAGAUUUUGGACUGGCCAGAGAGAUCCGCUCCAAACCUCCCUACACAGACUACGUAUCAACCAGAUGGUAUCGUGCUCCAGAGGUCCUGCUCAGGUCAUCUACCUACAGCUCUCCUAUUGACCUGUGGGCUGUGGGCUGCAUCAUGGCAGAACUCUACACACUCAGACCUCUUUUCCCCGGGAACAGUGAAGUGGAUGAAAUCUUUAAGAUCUGCCAAGUCCUGGGCACCGUCAAAAAGAUGGAUUGGUCAGAGGGCUACCAACUAGCUUCUGCGAUGAACUUCCGCUUCCCCCAGUGUGUGCCCACCCACCUAAAGACCCUGAUACCGAAUGCCAGCAAUGAGGCCAUCGCCCUGAUGAGGGACUUGCUGCAGUGGGACCCCAAAAAAAGACCCACUGCCGUGCAGGCCCUGCGUUACCCGUACUUCCAGGUAGGCCAAGUGUUGGGGCCUCGUCCUCAAAGCCAGGAGGUCAAAAAAGUCCAAGCCAGGCCACCAGCCCAGAAGCAGCCCUCUGAGAUCAAGACUGAUCACCAGCAGUCUUCCUCCGAGUCCAAAGGCUCCACAUCUUCAUUUAAAAAUCAUCAUCAUCAUCAUCAUCAGCAACAGCAGCAGCAACAGCAGCAGCAGCAUCAGCAUCAUCAUCAUCAUCAUCAUCAUCAUCAACCUCUUCAGCAGAUCCCUCUGCCUCAACCCGAGAGUAAACCAGGAGGUGUUAGUCAUGCAAAAGCAUCGCUGGGCAGUGAGAACAGUGCUGGGGGUGGUGUGGUGGGUGCGCUGAAGAGCAGUCGUCGCCGCUGGGGACAGACGGUGGCCAAGACCUUGGACAGCUGGGAGGAAUCCGACCAGUUAGAAAACACAGCCUCCAAUUCCAAGAAACCGAGCCUGGGAAACGCAGAAGAGGAGAGGAGCGCUAAGGAGCACCACUCACAGCCCAAGGAGCAGACACCUCUGUAUUCCUUCAGCACAGUUACUAAGCUGCCCAACAAUGUGAAGGUUGGCCAGGUGGACUACAGUCUUCCAGGAUCAGCUGCACGGCAGCACUACCUCAGCCAGUCACGCUACUUGCCUGGUUUGAUCGGCAAAAAUCAGACGACUUCCGCGGGCGACAGGGAGAUGAGCGCCAUGACGCUUCGGGAUCUGUGGGAGAACUCCUCUAACACUGUGAGCAAACCACUGGCUCCCAUUGGAGGAGGAUUAUCUGUCACCAGAACCAAUGCAGGGAACUUUGUUAGCACCAAGUACAACCUCUCAAGCGGUUACAUCCCUUCAUUCCAAAAGAAAGAGGUGGGCUCAGUGGGGCAGAGAAUCCAACUUGCUCCUUUGGCUGGGCAGCACACAAUCUCUUCUUCUCCUGAUAAUAAAAAAGACAAAGCUAUAGCUGCAAAGCCCAAGCCCACAUCCAACUCAUUUUUGAGUGAAACCAAUGAAGAUUACGAGGGCUGGAAGAAGAGGACGGACGGGCCACAGGUGAAGGGGAGCACCUACUCAGCUCUGGGGAAAACCUCUGGGAAUCUCCUGACCAGAGCCCCUGCAGUACAGCCCGUCCACGGGAGAAUGGACUGGACAUCCAAGUAUGGCGGAAAUCGGUAGUUCUGGGGAGAAAGACACAACGACUUCUGCUUGUUGGGCGGUGGUGCCACGGUGCACAACUUUGGCUGUGAAUCUGAAAACGAGCAGAGUUUUGACCUUUUUUAAGCUCAAAUCUGGAGAAAAUAUGACAAUUUUAUGCUCCUCUAAAAAAAACACAUCUAGGUGUGCAUGACACAUCCCACAUACUUUUUUUCCAUCAUGCAAGAUCAACUUAACUUAUACUCACAGUCUGUAUAUUGUGGAGAUGAAGGUUGCCAUGAGCCAAGACUGAUACUGUCUGCAAGACAAUCCCUCUGUUUCCUUGGAGGAUUCAGUGUGAGCCAAUUCUACUGUUAGCAGUUGGAUGUUCUGAGUAGGAUUUAAAAGUUGCAUAGCUUUUUUAACUAGUUUUUAAUUGUCAAGUAUUGUUUCACUACCCAUGGACAAAAUGUUAACAGCCUUUUAUCAACAUGCUGCAUUCUCUCUGCUUUAAUCCACCAAUGUAGCCGAUAGAUUCUCAGUGUAACGGCUAAAAGGCCAACAUCAAUUUAAAAUAUUGUGAAGUGACUUCAAACACCUUUGUGUUAUGCAAUGCAUAA
Molecule: messenger RNA, 2313 nt
Organism: Paralichthys olivaceus (Japanese flounder)
Lineage: Eukaryota; Metazoa; Chordata; Actinopteri; Pleuronectiformes; Paralichthyidae
Source: RefSeq, a predicted model, not a curated record